UGACAACCUCCUGGAAGCGUUUGUGUGUAGUAUGUGGCUGUCAGCCUGUCUACGCUGCUCGUGCUGUCACCGUACUGUCCUGAGGGGAUUCAGGGUCAGUGCUUGAUAUUAAAAUGCUGAGAAUGAAACUGGAACUGGUGCUACUGGCCGUCAUCUAUUGGCAGAGAGGUCACACAGAUAUUGCUGAGCCAAAGCAAAGUCUUGGUCAUGUGACUGUGGUCAUCGUGGGUGCAACGGGUGACUUGGCCAGGAAGUACCUGUGGCAAGGCUUCUUCCAGCUCUACGCAGACCAGGUGGGCAAAGGACACACCUUUUCAUUUUACGGCGGGGGCCUUUCACCCGACGAGAAGGCCACUCCUCUGCUGUUUGGGAUCUUGAAGGAGCUGCCUUGCCCUCCAGAGCUCUCCGCAGAGCGCUGCACGUUGGUCAAAGACCAGUUUCUGCAUCUCGCUCAGUAUCGGCAACUGAACACCUCAGAGGACUAUGAGAAGCUAAGCCAGCACAUCAGACAGCAGAUGGAGCAGGAGGGGAUGGUGGAGGCAGGUAGGCUCUUCUACUUGUCCGUCCCAGCUUUCACAUAUGCAGACAUUGCAGAAAAGAUCAAUAACACCUGUCGCCCUGCACCGGAUGCGUGGCUGAGGGUUGUGCUGGAGAAGCCUUUUGGGCAUGACAUUGGUAGCGCCCAAUUUCUUGCCAAACAACUUUCUGUAAAGCUAAAAGAAGAGGAGAUGUACAGGAUCGAUCACUAUUUAGGAAAGCAGGUUGUCUCUAAAGUGUUGUCAUUUAGGAAAGAGAACAAAAAACUUCUUGACCCUAUCUGGAACAACCAUCAUAUUGAGAGAAUAGAAAUUGUAUUAAAGGAAACACUGGAUGCAAAAGGUCGCAUUCAGUUUUACGAUCAAUAUGGUGUCAUCAGGGACGUGCUCCAGAACCACCUCACAGAAGUCAUGACCCUGAUGUUAAUGAACCUUCCCGCAAACCUGUCCAACAGUGCAGAGAUUCUUCAAAACAAACUUCAGUUCUUGGCUUCCCUUCAAAACAUAGAUAAAAGCAAUGCAGUCAUAGGCCAGUAUCAAGCGUACAAUGGAGAAGUUCAAGAGGAGCUCAAUAAAACGAAGGAUUACUACAGUGUGACCCCUACAUUCGCCGGUGUGGUCAUUCAUGUCAGCAAUGCAAGGUAUGAUGGCAUCCCCAUCUUCAUGAUGUCUGGCAAGGCGCUUGACGAACGGGUUGCAUAUGCUCGUGUCAUUUUUAAGAGUGACACAUUUUGCGUCCAGGAUCCCACGGAUAUCCAAUGCAAAGCCAAGCAGAUCUUAUUUUAUCUAGGUCACGGAAAUCUUCAGUACCCUGCAAUUCUUGUGAGCAAGAACCUGUUCAAACCAAACCUAGCGAGCCAUGACUGGAAAGAGGUCACAGAAAACAAAGAUGUUAAUGUGCUGGGGUUACCACUCAGUGAUUAUUACAUUCAGACACCGGUAGCGCUCAGAGAAGCUUAUUGCGAGCUGAUCUCACAGGUCCUAAUUGGACGCAAGGACAGCUUUAUUAGUACAGAGGGACUCGUUGCUUCCUGGGAUUUCUGGACUCCCCUCCUCCACAGCCUGGCUCAUGUCUUUCCACGUCUGUACCCCGGUGGUGUGGCCAACAGCAACCUGCUGAACUUUCAAUUGCGCGGACGCCAGGUGUCCUUCAGCCACGAGGCCGUGGUCCACAUCAUCAAGCCGGGCGCGGAAGAGAACUUCCAGGUGAUGCAAGGCAAGUACAGAAGUUCUGAAAUGGUGUCCGCCUGGGCGCAGGAACUGGUGGAGCGGCUGGCAUCUGAUCUUUUGAUGGCUGCUGAAGAGGCCAUUCGACAGGAAGGACAGUUUCAUCUAGCGUUGUCUGGCGGCUCCAGCCCGGUGGCUUUACUCCGUACACUCGCCCUGGACCUCUACACCUUUCCAUGGAGCGACACUCACAUAUGGCAAGUGGACGAGCGUUGCAUCCCACACACAGACUCCGGCUCUAACUUCCGUUCCAUUCACGAUCUUCUGGUUCACCAUAUCCGCAUACCCUACUUUAAUCUCCAUCCCAUGCCGGUGCAGCUAAACCAACGGUCCUGCGUGGAGGAAGAUGGUGGUCCAAAACUAUACCAGCAGGAAAUCAAGCAAUUCAUCAACACCUCCAGCUUCCACUACAUUCUGCUUGGCGUGGGCCAUGACGGCCAUACUGCAUCGCUGUUCCAAGACACCAAAUUGGACAGCGAUGAUGAACAAUUGGUUACUCUUACGGAAAGUCCGAUUAAGCCUCACCAGAGGAUGAGCCUUACUUUCACAGCUAUCAAUAAGGCUCGGAGGGUAGGUGUUUUGGUUAUGGGAAAAGGUAAACAUGAACUUGUCAGUCAGCUCAGCCGUAUUAAAGGCGAAUCGCCUAAGUAUCCCAUAACCAAAGUACAGCCAAAGAAUGGCACUCUUACAUGGUACAUAGACUAUGAUGCACUGUUAGGGUAGAUACAAAUCAGUAUCAAUAAAGCCACCUAUCAAGGCCUCUUGUUAAAAUGAAAUGCUGUAUUGAGGAUCAUACGAAUUGCAGUGGAUUUGUUAUUUUAGUGCUGUGACUGCAAACCUUUAAUUUUACUGAAUGAUUGCAUUAUGAAUGAUUGUGCUUUUCAAAUCUGAAUCUCAGGAACAUCUGUAGCCUCGAGUAAAAAAAGUGUUUUAGAUUAAAAUUUUAUAUUUUUAUAUAAUGUUGCUAUUCACAAAAGCAUAAAUAAUUAAACAAACAGUACUGAUACAAUAAUGCAUUCCAAAUUAAGCACUUGUUUACAAAAAACAUUUUGACCAAAAAGUGAUCAGACACAUUCAUGUAGAGAAAUCCUAUUACCUAUGAUGUCAUACUGUGAAUUUCAGUGUACAUUUUUCUACUGGACUGCUUUGAGUUUCGCUUGUUAUCUUGAUAAAGUCAUUCCAAAACUA
This is a messenger RNA of Triplophysa dalaica, 2951 nucleotides long. It is a transcript of the gene h6pd, whose product is annotated as hexose-6-phosphate dehydrogenase (glucose 1-dehydrogenase). Bases 114 to 2486 code for a protein of 790 amino acids. Gene Ontology annotation, biological process: pentose-phosphate shunt; pentose-phosphate shunt, oxidative branch; glucose metabolic process. Gene Ontology annotation, cellular component: endoplasmic reticulum. Lineage: Eukaryota; Metazoa; Chordata; Actinopteri; Cypriniformes; Nemacheilidae. The record is from RefSeq and is a predicted model, not a curated record. The transcript is spliced from 5 exons. Gene Ontology annotation, molecular function: glucose-6-phosphate dehydrogenase activity; 6-phosphogluconolactonase activity; NADP binding.